Messenger RNA from Alternaria arborescens, 735 nucleotides. RefSeq lists its product as hypothetical. The coding region runs from base 1 to 735 and encodes 244 amino acids. NCBI's taxonomy places the organism in Eukaryota, Fungi, Ascomycota, Dothideomycetes, Pleosporales, Pleosporaceae. The record is from RefSeq and is a predicted model, not a curated record. The transcript has 3 exons.
AUGCUGUUCUCCACAGUCCCUGCGGCCCUUCUCUGUGUCGCAACUGCCACUGCAGCUGCUCUCCCAUUGCCUGGCAAGCCACAAACAUACACUCCCGCGCGGAACCUCAAGACCCUCUCCAAACUCUUUCCCCAGAGUACUCUUACUAGCCCAGACACUCUCGGCCUAGACCUGAAGUACGUUGUCCUCGGUAUCGGCACACAAAACUACACAUGUAGUACGCCCGACGACAGCGUGACUCCUGGUACUACUGGUGCAUACGCUACCCUAUACGAUAUCGGCACGAAGCUCAACGACGACAAGAUGGCCAAAUGGAAGAUUGGCUCCAUUUCGCCUCUUGCACUCUCGCUGAGCGAAUGGGCACCUCAAGUUGUUGACAUGAGCCUCAGGUCGCAGGGCUACGAACAUAUCGCCGGUCAUCACUUCUUCGCCGAUGUGUCAGGAACAAACACGCCAACAUUCGCUUUCGACAAGUUGAGCGCACCCUUCCCCAUGACCCAAGUGGCCAAGAUAGGCAAUGUCGAUGCACCAGCACACGCAUGCCCAGGCAAGAAUGGCCUACCUGCUGUUCAGUGGCUGUAUCUCCAGCACAAGGCUGGUAUCACUCAAGGAGGAAUCGACACUGUCUACCGUGUCGAGACUGCUGGUGGUAACAAGCCUGCUACUUGCAAGGGCAUGCCAGCUUCUUGGGAGGUCAAAUACGCUGCGCAAUAUUGGGUCUAUGGUCCAAAGUAG